This is a messenger RNA of Pocillopora verrucosa, 1458 nucleotides long. RefSeq names its product histidine N-acetyltransferase-like. Gene Ontology annotation, molecular function: acyltransferase activity, transferring groups other than amino-acyl groups. The record is from RefSeq and is a predicted model, not a curated record. NCBI's taxonomy places the organism in Eukaryota, Metazoa, Cnidaria, Anthozoa, Scleractinia, Pocilloporidae.
AUCCAAUAUAAAAAGAAGUAAGUUUCUAAGUAGCUUAGAAGACAACCAACGAUCAAGAACGUUCGUAUCAAGGAAUCGAUUAGGGCGGUUACUGACGUGCUGUUUUUUACAAAUUCAAACAUGGGUUCAAGACUGCUCCACCGUCUUGGUUCUUCAGCAGCCCUGUUUAGUCGAAAAGAUUGUUUUUUCUGGACAAACAAACGUCUAAUUUCCUGUCUGCAAGAAGGGCAAGUGGUUGUGCGACUUGCAAAAGCAAGUGACUUUGACGAGGUAGUUAAACUGUCUAAGAAACUUAAAGACGCGUUUGACUAUGUCCCCUACAGAUUUCAUAAAUGGCUUCUGGAGCCCAACAGAAUCUCUUUGGUUGCCGAAAAAGGGACAGAGGUAGUUGGUUUCGCAGAAUACUCCGUCGUCGACGGGGAAAAAUCAGUGCUUAUGGAAGCUGGAAGAAUUGAUCCUAAUCACAGAGGUCAUGGUAUACUCGGUUUACUAAGGGAUUUUACACUUGUGCCUAUCCGGGAAAAAUUCCCAAAAGUUGUGCGUUCCAGGUACACGGUGUGGUCUGGGGCUUAUCAAGCAGUGAGAAAAACGAUCCAAAAGCAUAACAUCUGCGAUAAAGAACUGUACCACUAUGAUUUUUUAACCUACAAAGUUGAGCCAGAACAUGUCAGUUUGAAAUACAAGUUAGAAAACUGUCCGAAACUUCAACCUUGCCCAAAGGAAGAGUUUAAAAAACGCAUUCUGGAAAACGCCAGUACCAGCUCUCUCUUUCCUAAUAACAUGCUCGUCAUUGAUUGGCAACCGUUUAAAGCCAUCCCAGCCAACUUCAAAUCCAUCGUACAAGACCAGGAUCGAUAUUUCGUCGAUUCGUCAAACGGUCUUGCGAGAACUUUGACAUCUUUUAGUUUGGGAAGAUUUGUACAGCUUGUUUGUGGCAUGGUGUGGACAUCGACCAUCUACGCUAGGGACGCAAAGCUAUGUCAGUCCCACGUGAUCCAUCAAUUGAUGAGUGCCCAUCAAACUGCAAAAGGAAGUUUUCUAUUCAGCACCUUUCAAGAUCCAUCACUUACAAGGCAUUGUGAAGAAGCCCUGACGGACAUUCCGGGGGUUACAAAGAUGAAUGAAGAAGAGUCUACGCAAAAGAUGUUUAUCUUUGAGGGUGAAUUGCAAGAUUAAGAUAAUAUAAUCGAUGAAUCGAUUGUAGCAGUAGCUAGUUCCAUGCUAUUUUACGUAUGGAGGUUAGGAAAUACCUCUCAUGUAUAAAUACCCUUUCUCAAUCUCGAAGACCUCUGAUUUUCUGCUGGCGUAUCUCUAAUAUCCCUUUUACUGCUUUUAUAUUGUUAUGUUUCCUUGAACAAGUUUGGUUAAAUGUUUUGUUUAUCAUAAAUUUAUACACAGCUAGGUUUAGAUUAUCCUUAAUUUAUUUACCUACCUGUUUAUACUCCUGAUUUUACCAUG